Messenger RNA from Gracilinanus agilis (Agile Gracile Mouse Opossum), 4443 nucleotides. It is a transcript of the gene QKI, whose product is annotated as QKI, KH domain containing RNA binding. Gene Ontology annotation, cellular component: nucleus. Gene Ontology annotation, biological process: regulation of mRNA splicing, via spliceosome. The record is from RefSeq and is a predicted model, not a curated record. Bases 1 to 1344 code for a protein of 447 amino acids. Gene Ontology annotation, molecular function: mRNA binding. The transcript has 10 exons. Lineage: Eukaryota; Metazoa; Chordata; Mammalia; Didelphimorphia; Didelphidae.
AUGCCUCGCAUCUCAUCCCACGCAGGCGCACAAAUUAAAGUGCCCCUCCUGAUUCCCUCCGACUCCCCUCGCUUUCUCCGGCACGGACAGGAGGCGGGGCCGAGAGAGACCCCAAGAAAGGGGCGUGACCAGCCAGCUACCGUAUUCUUUUCUCAGUUGCCGUCGGCUCCUUCCUGCGCACGCGCCUUCGGACUUUACAACUACGUGCACAGAUCAUGUGACGCCCACCCCCGACGGGCCCCCAGCAAAGCUGGGGGAGUCUGGGCGCAGGAGUGGGCCCAGUCCGAAGGGGACCGGGGGAGGGCUUCGGUACCACUCGACAGACAGGCGGAUAGACAAGAGAAUGCCGGGUCUUCUUCCACCAUCCGCGCGUGGAGAAAGGGGGGAGGCGGCGAGGCUUGCGUGUGUGAGGGAACCCCGCCUCCCCCUCCCGAGUUCCGAGCCUCGCGCUCGGACCCCCGGGCUCGGCCUCAGCGGGGCUGCGCCCAAAUUAGCAGAGUACGCAAAGACAUGUAUAAUGACACGUUAAAUGGGAGUACAGAGAAAAGGAGUGCAGAGCUCCCUGAUGCUGUGGGACCUAUUGUUCAGUUACAAGAGAAACUCUACGUGCCUGUAAAAGAAUACCCCGAUUUUAACUUUGUUGGAAGAAUCCUUGGGCCCAGAGGACUAACAGCUAAACAACUUGAGGCAGAAACAGGAUGCAAAAUAAUGGUCCGAGGCAAAGGAUCAAUGAGGGAUAAAAAGAAGGAGGAACAAAACAGAGGCAAACCCAAUUGGGAGCACCUAAAUGAAGAUUUACAUGUAUUAAUCACUGUGGAAGAUGCUCAGAAUCGAGCAGAAAUCAAACUGAAGAGAGCCGUUGAAGAAGUAAAAAAAUUAUUGGUACCUGCAGCAGAAGGGGAAGACAGCCUUAAGAAGAUGCAGCUGAUGGAACUUGCAAUUCUGAAUGGCACCUACAGAGAUGCCAACAUUAAAUCACCAACAGCCCAGGCUCCAAGGAUUAUUACUGGGCCUGCGCCUGUUCUCCCACCAGCUGCCCUGCGUACUCCUACGCCAGCUGGCCCUACCAUAAUGCCUUUGAUCAGACAAAUACAGACCGCUGUCAUGCCAAACGGAACUCCUCACCCAACUGCUGCAAUAGUUCCUCCAGGACCUGAGGCUGGUUUAAUUUACACACCCUACGAGUACCCUUACACACUGGCACCAGCUACAUCAAUCCUUGAGUAUCCUAUUGAACCUAGUGGUGUAUUAGGUGCGGUGGCUACUAAGGUUCGAAGGCACGAUAUGCGUGUCCAUCCUUACCAAAGGAUUGUGACCGCAGACCGAGCCGCCACCGGCAACUAACCUAUGACCUUCUGACCUCUGAACUCUUCACCCAAUGAUGACCUGACCAUGCCUGCCUGCUGAUCAGUUAACUGGUAAUCGCCUUUGCUUGCCUGUCAUCAGUGCAGCGAGCUGAGGCACUUGUCCGUUCGUCUUACCAUCUAACCAAACAAAAGACAAAGAAAUUGUUGUCCUCCAACUCCGCUUUUUUCCCCCCUGUUUGGGUGAAAGUGGUUCUAGAACCUGCACUGAAUAGUAGUAAAGCAAUAAGGUCCAAUCCAUCCCUCAGCACUGAUCAUCCUUUAGCGUUCCGCCCUAAACGAACGGUAAGAAGGCCUCUCUUAAGAAAUGGAGACAAAUGGCCCUUAACUACCCGAUGACAGAGGCAGUUACUGUGAGAGACUUCUAGGAAUCCUUUUCUUCUCAUAGUGAAGUCAAAGCUCUCUCUCUCUCUCUCUGAAUGUACUGUGCGAUGAUGCAUCAUGCAUGAACCUUCGGUCAGGGAUGUCAUUGGUGAAGUGAUUUCAAAAAGUAUUCAAAAUUUGACAUGCUGUUUAGUCACUACAGUGCCCUCAAAGGGCAGAAGUUGCAGCCUUUUUUUAUAUUGCCUGCCAAAUUUGAUGUAGUAAAAGAAAGUGUGCCAUGAAAGAAAAAUUAACAAGGAAUUUUGAAAACUAAUGCAAAGAACAAAACUGCAACACUAUUUUUUAAAAAAGGACAAAAAUCUGAGUUAAAAUUACCGAGCCUGUAUUUUACACCUCCUUAAAAAAUUAUAUGAGAACAAGGUACAUGCAUUAUGUGUCACAUUACUGGGCAAACUGUUCAAAUAUUUUUUUUAAACCUCCCUGUAUAGAAAAAUCAUUAAGGAUGUAAAAGCCAUGCUUGCCUAUUUGCUGUAUACAUGUAAUGAAAUUGUAGAUAAAGUGUAGUGCAUUGAAACAAAUGAACAAAAAAAGUAGAUACUUUUACUAUACAAGGGUGCUGGUGCAGAAAAAAAAUAUAUAUUUUUGGAAAUGUAGCAUUUUAUACUUUCAAGUGUUAUAAAAAAAGAAAAAAAGAACAAAGAAACCCUUUAUUUCAUUAAAUGAUUUUUUCUGGUGGUUGUCAAGAAACAAAAGACCAAAAGAGCCUUUUUGUCUUUCUUUUUUAUUUUUUAAGUAUUGGAAUAAGUCUAAAGAAAAGAAAGUGCCUUAUUUUCCUUCAUGGUCAUUUAGUCAAGUGUCUCCCUCCCUCUGAUAACAGAAGUGAAUGCAUGCCGCUCCGCCCAGUGUGUGAGAAGGUGGGGGGAGGGGGGAAGGCACAUGAGUUGAUGGUUUGAAUUAGAAGAUAUUUGCUAUGUUACCUUGAUGCAAUUUGCCAAAUCUGAUACUGUGAAAAAAAAUUUGAUAACUUUUCUAUCUUAUGCCAGACUGCUCAUUCAUUUUUAAAACAUUUUCAUUCUUUUAAAAUCAUAAGUAUUUUUGUUUCAUGCACUUGCUCAACCCAAAUCCAAAGGAUCUGAGACAAAAACUGUGUUAUUCUCUUUCUUCUCACUAUCAGAUUGAAAAAAAGUAAAUAGAGUGCUGCUCUGUUUUAAGGGGAUGAGUUAUAUUUUUAUUGACUGACAUAAUAAUGACCUAUAGAAGACUUCACCAGUUUCACAAAAUAAAGCUUUGUGAAUUUUACCAAUUUUUAGCCCAAAAAUUCCUGAACACUUAGCCAAAAUUUUAUACAACUUCUACCUGCCAUGUCAGAUAAUUUCUAUGAUACAAUUUUUUCAUUAGUUUUAACUUCAGUUGCUUUUGACUUUUAAAAGAAUGUUAGAAAUUAGCAUUCAUUUGCAUAUAAAGGCUCGACUAUAUAUCCGUUUAAGCUUCCUAAUUCUUGUGAAGUUCAAACAGUUGGCCUUGUGUAAUAGUUGAAGCAUUUGUGCACAAAGCUGAUUUCUAAACACUUGAGUGAUUAUUCAUUUUUUAACAACUCAGUACCAGACAUGGCAAAUUAUCAAGUGACAUUGUGUUCCCCAACUUAUCAACUCAUUCCCUCUUACAUACCUUCACAGCUUUGAAGUCAAAGGUCAGCAGUAAAGCUCAGUAAGCACCUGCAUGGUGACCUCAUCUAUCACCUUGUCUCACUUGGAAAUGAUUUUCAGUUUAUUUACUAUGCAAUAGACAUUCAUCCUUUUAUAUUCAGCUAGCUUUUGUUUAAUGUGCCACUGCUUUGUCUUCCUGUUACAUAUGCAAUAUUUUGAUUUCCUUACAAUAUAUGCUGUGCCAUUUUGAUUUUUAUUUUGGUUGGUUGAAUAAACUCGCGACACUCAAAACAUUUGAGGAGAGAUUUGCUAAAAUGUUACCAGUAUUUGUUCCAAUUUCAUCUCAACUAUGAUAAACCUGGACAUUUUAGAUGUUUAUCAAAGGUCUUUUAUUGGGAAGAAAGUAAGUGUAUGAAAUAAAUGUGUGACAUUUAUGAGUAAUGUUUGCUCUAAACAAACUUUCGAAAACUUAGUUGACAAAAUUUUGGAUCAACUAAAAAAAGCAUGACUUUUGAAAUCUCUGAAUGCCUUGGUUCUCAGUAUUAUCAUUCUUUAUUGAAUUUAUUUCUUAUUAAAAUAUGUAGUUUUAAGACUUUUUUUUCUGACAGUAUUAUGUAAUUUUUUUUUAGAGUGGGUAGAUGGGAGUGUCGCUUGUAUGCUACCGUACAGCUGACAUGUAUUUUGUCUAUUCUUUAUUAUCUUAGUAGUUUCAUGCUAUGUAUGUACCAUAACCAACCUAUUGCCUAUGAGAAACAUGUAAGAUAAUGUAUUUACAGCCAUUGUUACAAGUUUAUAAUGUAUUUUUCUAUCUUGUUUUAUAUGUAUGUUAUAUAACAUUCAAAAAGAAUUUUUUUCCUGAUUGAGAAAAGGAUACAAAAUGCAAAACCCACAAUUUUGAUAACUGAAAAUUGCCAAUUGUUUUGCAGUACUUUAUUAUAUUGAGAGUGUUGUCUUUCUUGGGCUUUUAGUUAGCUACUGAAUGAAUACAUUAGACACAUUCGGGUUUUAGUUGGGAUUUUACAUAGCUUGCAUUUUAAUUCUUUGGUUCUUUGCUGUUUCUAUUAACCCAUAGCAUUAUUUUAAUAAAUGUUAUAAUACCAACCUACUAA